Molecule: messenger RNA, 1706 nt
Organism: Trichoderma harzianum CBS 226.95
Lineage: Eukaryota; Fungi; Ascomycota; Sordariomycetes; Hypocreales; Hypocreaceae
Exons: 5
Coding region: 106-1536 (476 amino acids)
Biological process (GO): regulation of DNA-templated transcription
Molecular function (GO): zinc ion binding; DNA-binding transcription factor activity, RNA polymerase II-specific
Source: RefSeq, a predicted model, not a curated record
CAGUCGAUAUGACUGAAGAGAAUCAAGAGAAAAAUAAAAAGAGAUCCAACCUCCCACCAGAUUGCCAGAGUUCACAAUUAGAAAGGACAUAGCCGACUCCGCAUUAUGCCAAGAGGACCGGGGCAGUCUCGGCGUUGCAGGGCCUGCCGGCACCUAAAGAAGAAAUGUGAUCUUCAACUUCCGAGGUGCAGUCUAUGCCGCCACCGGUGCGUCGAAUGCGUCUAUGACCAAGGGUUGUCCUUUGUACACAGCCGGGCACCCAAGGACCGCGGACGCAACACUACGAGAACUGUAGGUUCGGUCCUAGGACCAGUUACUACAAAAUCUAACCAGCCGCUCGACAUCGUGUUAUCCGACACGCUGGCCGAGGCUGCAUUCGAGGCCAAGUGUCUCGGUUUAUUCUGGGAAUCUUUUCUUCCAUUCGGCCGCUCCAUUCCAGAAACUACUAUCUCUUGUGCCUCCAGCAGCUGGACGCUCCUCGCACAGGAUUUGUAUCUCCACGAGCCCAUAUUGCGCAAUGCUCUUGUUGCUUUCGCACUGGCCAACGUUGGAAAAAGAGAUGACAAGCAAUGGAUGCGAGAUGCAGGGCUUAAGAUUUACGGAAAAGCUUUGUGUAGGAUGAGAGGGGCGCUACUUAAUCCGUCACAGGCCAAUUACGAUGGAAUCUUGGUUGCCACUAAGAUAAUGAGCCUCUUCGAAAUGUUCCAUGGAGAUGAUAGGCAAGACAAGGCCGCACAGGCACGUGCUUGGGUUGACCACGUGAAAGGGGGAGUUGCAAUCUUCCUUGGGAGAGGCCCGAAGGGGUGCGCCAGCGGCGUCAGCCAUCGCAUGUUUUGUGAUGGGCGUGCAAUUAUGGUCCUUCCGAGCAUUUAUACACGCAAAAAGUCCAUUCUCAGCAGCCCAGCCUGGAAGCAAAUACCCUGGAGCCUAGAGCCGAAAUCUGCCACGGACAACCUGGUUGACAUUUUGGUGGAUAUUCCCACUAUCUUGGAGAAGCUGGACGAUCUGCAAGACGAAACCGAUGUAGAGAAAAAGCGCCAGCGACAAGAAGCGUUGCUUUACACUUGCUGGAAAUACGACAGAGAUCUACUUGCGUGGUUCACAUCAUUUAGCCCUAACAAAGUGGCGGACAAUUUUGAGUACGAGCCGGACGCUGAGAUAUCUAUGGAAGACAUUGCCAGAGCCCACACGUUGAAUCUAUACUGGACUACCUGCCUUAUCCUAUACAAUGCGAUGCGCAGGACGGCAGUCUCGCAGACGGAACUGCCAGCCCGAAUAGACCCGUUAAUCUGCUGCCGUAACAUUGCGCGGUCCUUGCCAAUCUUCCUUAAGAAAAAUAGCGGCUUGUGGUGUCUUAGUAUUGUCCUCUUCCCUGUGGGCAUGGCACUUAGAUUCCUCUCGGCGGAGAAAGAUAGCGACGAAUAUUCUCGGAUACGAUAUGUCAUUAACCACGGAGUACAGGGCUUCCAUCUUGGUCAAUUCCUGAAUAGCAGCCGGCGCAACGCGUCCGCCCUACUCCUACAUAAUAGUAAAUGACUGCUUUAAAUAAACCAAUUAGUUGGUCGACAAUGGUUGGAGUGGAACGAUGGAAGGAGCAAUCGCAUAUAUAUGCGGCAAUGCCUGGGGACUGGUUAUAUAUGUUUGCCAGUAUCGGAGGUUUAUAGACCAGAUAGCUGAUUUGAGUGCUUGAGCAAGCAAUAUUCUAC